Gongylonema pulchrum is the source of this 207-nucleotide messenger RNA. NCBI's taxonomy places the organism in Eukaryota, Metazoa, Nematoda, Chromadorea, Rhabditida, Gongylonematidae. The record is from the annotation of a GenBank genome assembly.
AUGAGAUGCCCUUGGCGUUUGUUAGGCGUUGUGGAUGACAAUGACCAACGCAAGCUCUCAAGAAGCUUGCGUGAACAGAAAACUGUUGUCGAAUACGGCUUAUUGACCACUGCAAAUGGCUUCUGCGAAUCAUUUUCUGUUCGUUCUCUUGUCUGCAGCCAAAUGGUGGACACCUCAAAAUAUAUCGCACCCGGCGGUGCUGCUUGA